ACCGUUUAUGAGCUCUAUACAAAUCACACCCGACUUCUAUGUACGUGCUUAUCAGCUUAUGUAUGCAUCUCUCUCUCUCUCUCUCUCUAUAUAUAUAUAUAUAUAUAUAUAUAUUAUAUAUAAGAAAGAAAAAGACAAUUUCAAAAUUUCAGGCGGCUGGGAAAUGGGAUUUAAGAAGAGGCCAAAGCGCAUGGUUUUCUGAAGAGAAGAAAAGCAUUCCCUUUUGGUCUCUCGCUCUCCCUCACACAGAGAAGAACAAGAGAGAGAGUGAGACGUUUUAAACAAACAGUCAUACCAGCUUAUCUUCAAUAGAACCAAACGAUGAGAGACCUCAAAGGAAGUGAUUACAGCGCUCUGGUUCUGAAACUAACGAGCAGUGGCCUGACAAAGGCGCAGAGGAGAUGGCGCAUUGCCUACACAGCCAUCUACUCCAUCAGGGCUAUGCUCUCUCUCCUUCGAGAAAUUGUUCCACAGAAAUCCCCCGAUGUCUCCCUCUCUGCCCCUUACGCGGACAGUGCAAUGAUCAACUCCAUUCCCGAGAUUGAGCAGGACCUGCUCUUCCAGAUUAUGAAGGAGAAGGACUUACGUGGCGUCACAACUCUUGGCGGAGUGGAGGGCGUGGCGGCUGCUCUCAGGACAAACCCCACGACAGGAAUCCACGGUAACGAACAAGAGCUUUCCAGACGGCAAGAGCUGUUCGGCUCAAACACAUAUCACAGGCCGCCUCCCAAAGGCCUUCUUUUCUUUGUCUCUGAAGCUUUUAAAGACACCACAAUCUUGAUCCUUCUGGCUUGCGCUAUUCUUUCACUUGGCUUCGGCAUUAAAGAACAUGGCAUAAAAGAAGGUUGGUAUGAAGGUGGGAGUAUCUCUAUAGCAGUCUUCUUGGUCAUAUCUGUCUCUGCGCUGAGCAAUUUUAGGCAAGAGAGACAGUUUGAUAAGCUGUCGAAUAUAAGCAACAAUAUCAAAGUGGAAGUCCUCAGAGAUGGACGUCGUCAGCUAAUCUCCAUCUUCGACGUUGUGGUUGGAGAUGUUGUCUUCUUGAAGAUCGGAGAUCAGAUUCCGGCGGAUGGGCUGUUCUUGGAUGGGCACUCUCUUCAUGUCGACGAGUCAAGUAUGACGGGAGAAAGUGACCAUGUAGAGGUGGAUCACAAGGAGAACCCAUUCUUGCUUUCAGGCACAAAGGUUGUGGAUGGAUUUGCUCAGAUGCUGGUCCUCUCCGUGGGGAUGAACACAACUUGGGGACAGACAAUGAGCUCCAUAAAUCAAGAUUUAAACGACAGCACUCCGUUACAAGUACGACUUGACACUCUCACAUCGACCAUCGGGAAAGUUGGCCUCAUGGUGGCAGCCCUUGUCCUAGUGGUGUUGUUAGUCCGUUAUUUCACAGGGAACACAGAAGGAAAGGAUGGUAAAAGAGAGUACAAUGGCAGCAAAACAUCUGUGGACCAUGUGUUUAAUGCUGUUGUGCGGAUAAUAGCGGCUGCAGUCACCAUUGUCGUGGUGGCUAUUCCGGAAGGUUUACCUUUGGCCGUGACUCUAACACUGGCUUACUCCAUGAAGAGAAUGAUGUCUGAUCAGGCGAUGGUCAGAAAGCUCUCGGCAUGCGAGACGAUGGGCUCGGCCACAGUGAUCUGCACUGAUAAAACAGGCACGUUAACACUGAACGAGAUGAAGGUGACCAAGUUCUGGGUUGGUCAAGAAUCAAUCCAUGAAGAUUCAUGCAAUAUGAUAUCCUCAGAUGUUCUCGAGUUGUUUUACCAAGGUGUUGGUCUGAACACAACAGGUAGUGUAUGCGUAUCUGACUCAGGGUCGACGCCUGAGUUUUCGGGCAGCCCAACUGAGAAGGCGCUCAUUUCUUGGGCUGUGCUGAAACUUGGCAUGGAUAUGGAGUCAGUGAAGCAAACCCACCACGUUCUGCAAGUUGAAACCUUCAAUUCAACAAAGAAACGGAGCGGAGUUUUACUCCGUAGAAAAUCUGACAACACAGUCCAUGUACACUGGAAAGGAGCAGCCGAGAUGAUCUUGGCCAUGUGUUCCAGCUAUUACAAAGCCAAUGGAUCAGUUGACUCCAUGGACUCCAACACGAAAAACAGAUUCGAGACAAUAAUCCAAGGGAUGGCAGCCAGUAGCCUCAGAUGCAUAGCAUUUGCCCAUAAAGUAACAUCAGAAGACUCGGGGAUAGAGGAAGAAGGCUUGAGCUUAAUGGGGAUUGUGGGGCUCAAGGAUCCAUGUAGACCUGGUGUUGCAAAAGCCGUGGAAGCUUGCAAACUCGCGGGAGUCAACAUCAAGAUGAUAACUGGAGAUAAUGUUUUCACGGCGAAAGCAAUAGCUAUGGAAUGCGGGAUACUUGAGCAUGGGGACCAGGAUGAUGAUAAGGAGGUUGUCGUAGAUGGUGUUCAGUUCAGAAACUAUAAUGACGAAGAGAGAAUCCAAAAAGUAGAUAAGAUCAGGGUUAUGGCGAGGUCCUCUCCAUCUGACAAGCUUCUGAUGGUAAAGUGUUUGAGACAGAAGGGCCACGUGGUAGCUGUCACCGGAGAUGGCACCAACGACGCACCUGCACUUAAAGAAGCAGAUAUUGGUCUCUCUAUGGGAAUCCAAGGCACGGAAGUGGCAAAAGAAAGUUCAGACAUUGUCAUCCUAGAUGACAACUUCGCAUCUGUGGCUACUGUCUUAAAAUGGGGAAGGUGUGUCUACAACAAUAUCCAGAAAUUCAUACAGUUUCAACUCACAGUGAACGUGGCCGCUCUUGUGAUCAAUUUCAUAGCGGCGGUUUCAGCAGGAGAGGUACCAUUGACAACAGUUCAACUGCUAUGGGUGAACCUCAUCAUGGACACUCUAGGAGCUCUGGCUCUCGCCACUGAGCGACCUACAAACGAGCUCCUGAAGCAAAAGCCAGUGGGCAGAACUGAGCCCCUUAUAACAAACAUAAUGUGGAGGAAUCUCCUGGCUCAGUCACUUUAUCAGAUAACCAUACUCUUGAUUUUCCAAUUCAAGGGUAGGUCUAUCUUCAACGUGAGCAAGGAAGUGAAAGACACUCUCAUAUUCAACACUUUCGUGCUCUCCCAGGUUUUCAAUGAAUUCAACUCAAGGGAGAUGGAAAAAAGAAACGUGUUCAAAGGUAUUCACAGGAACAAGUUGUUCAUAGGAAUCAUAGCCAUCACAAUCCUUCUUCAAGUCAUUAUGGUGGAAUUCCUAAAGAAGUUUGCUGAUACUGUAAGGCUGACCGGGUGGCAAUGGGGUGUUUGCAUUGGACUUGCAGCUCUUUCUUGGCCAAUAGGCUUUUUCAUGAAGUUCAUACCCGUUUCCAAAACACCUUUCCUCUCUUACCUAAAGAGUCCAACAUCUUUGUUUAAAAGUUCAGAAGGCUCCUCCCUCUUAGAUAAACCACUUAGGCAUAGGUAGAUACCCAGCUAACAGUU
Messenger RNA from Tarenaya hassleriana, 3419 nucleotides. Its product is annotated as calcium-transporting ATPase 12, plasma membrane-type. Gene Ontology annotation, biological process: calcium ion transmembrane transport. The transcript is spliced from 2 exons. Gene Ontology annotation, cellular component: intracellular membrane-bounded organelle; membrane. Bases 322 to 3402 code for a protein of 1026 amino acids. Lineage: Eukaryota; Viridiplantae; Streptophyta; Magnoliopsida; Brassicales; Cleomaceae. The record is from RefSeq and is a predicted model, not a curated record. Gene Ontology annotation, molecular function: P-type calcium transporter activity; ATP binding; ATP hydrolysis activity.